Messenger RNA from Myxocyprinus asiaticus (Chinese sucker), 1169 nucleotides. RefSeq names its product zinc finger protein 330 (gene noazfp). The record is from RefSeq and is a predicted model, not a curated record. Gene Ontology annotation, cellular component: nucleus. Gene Ontology annotation, molecular function: zinc ion binding. The transcript is spliced from 10 exons. Bases 90 to 1019 code for a protein of 309 amino acids. NCBI's taxonomy places the organism in Eukaryota, Metazoa, Chordata, Actinopteri, Cypriniformes, Catostomidae.
GGAUGUUUCAGUACGGCACAAUUUAUCGUUGCACACGGCCUGAGAUCCGCCUGGUUUCUUCGCGAUAAAAACUGUUUUACUGGUGAAAGAUGCCUAAGAAGAAGACCGGAGCUCGUAAGAAGGCUGAAAGUCGUAAGGAGCGAGAGAAACAGAGUCGAGCAAACAGAGAAAAUGUCGAUGUGGCCAAACAGCCGUGUAAUGCAACCAUGGAAUGUGAUAAAUGUCAAAGGCGCCAGAAGAACAGGGCAUUCUGUUAUUUCUGUUCAUCAGUGCAGAAACUUCCCAUGUGUGCACAGUGUGGCAAAACUAAAUGCAUGAAGUCUUCAGACUGUGUCAUAAAACAUCCUGGCAUUCACAGUACUGGAAUGGGCAUGGUGGGCGCCAUAUGUGAUUUCUGUGAAGCCUGGGUGUGCCAUGGGAGGAAAUGCUUGAGUACUCAUGCCUGCUUGUGCCCCCUCUCUGAUGCAGACUGCAUUGAAUGCGACCGCAAUGUUUGGGAACAUGGUGGUCGCAUUUUCCGCUGCUCUUUUUGCCACAAUUUCCUGUGCGAGGAUGAUCAGUUUGAACACCAGGCGAGCUGUCAAGUCUUGGACGCGGAGACUUAUAAAUGUUUAUCUUGUAAUCGACUUGGGCAGCAUUCUUGCCUUCGAUGCAAGGCAUGUUUCUGUGAUGACCAUGCUCGAAGCAAAGUUUUUAAGCAGGAGAAAGGCAAAGCUCCUCCAUGCCCAAAAUGUGGACAUGAAACUCAGGAGACCAAAGAUCUCAGCAUGUCCACUCGAACGCAUAAAUUUGGUCGUCAGAGUGGUGCAGAUGAAGACGGAUAUGGUGCAUCUGGAUACAGCAGUUACUGGAAAAAUGAAGAAUACGGAGGAGACCAAGCGGAGGAGGAUUUUGAAGAUGAUGAUGACUUUGAUGAAGAGGAAGAAGACGAUGAUGAUGAGGAGGAGGAAGACGAUCCUGAGGUCGAGGAUUCGCUUUCAAAUCUGAACUUGGGAGCAAGUUGUGAAAAAGCCCAAUAAAAUUUUAGAUGAUAUUCAGCACAUAUAUAUAUAUAGAACCAGAUUUAAGUGUGCUGUCUUAAAGAGAGGUUUUCAGCCCAAUGAAACUCUUGAAUGUAGAUAGCAUUGGUAUUGGUAUCGAUGUGUGCGAAAUAAAAAUUCCAUUUCUGA